CUUACACACUUGUUGCUUGUCGCUUAACAUACUUGAAUCAAUUGCUCUUUUUACUUGCAUCAAUACAUUUCUUUGCAUUUGCAGUCAAUGGCAUUAGCAAUACACGUUCUUUACUGUACAUUUGAUCAGAUUUCUUCUUUCUAGACAUUUCAUUCCUAACUGUCUUCAUAUAUGGUAGUUACACACAACAAUGCUCUUCUCCAUGUUCACCCACACACAUAAUGCAUCAUCUUUACAGGAUGUGGUACACACUGACCAUGUACGCAGUUGUCACCCUGCAAGACUCAGAUGAGGUGAUGGUGGUAGCAUCAAAAUGGUUGACCACAGACAAGAAACAAAGUUACUGGCCCCCAUUCAGAUCACCAGAGAAGUGCAUGGAAGCUGUCCAGAAAGGACUUAAACCUGAAACAGGAGGGAAACCAUGGGAGAAAUUAAAUAUUAGCUUUCACACUGAAUAUGUCUCAUUUGACAAGGCAAAAGAGGGGCAAAAAGUAAUUAAAGAACAAAAAGAACGGUCAAAUAAAGGCUUUGGAAUACUAAAAAGACAAAGACUUGAAAAUGCUGUAGGAGUGUUAAAAAAUCAGUUACAACAGUUUCCUCCAGUACCACCUGCAUCUACUUCCAGAAUGGAUGACAAGGAUGAGCUCCUCCAAAUGCUGAGAGACAUCAAAAGCACAGCUCAGGAAAACUCUGCCAUGUUAAAGAAACUACUGAAAGACAACACAGUUUCUGAAGCCCCCAGCAGUACCAGUGUGCUCUCUAAAGAUAUUAAAACAAACCUCAAUCUGCCUCUAAAAACCUUUGACGAUGUGGACAGGAUUGAAAGAGAGCUCAACACUGCAGCAUCACGCAAAAAAUAUGUAAAAUAUCUGUCAGGGCUUGGAGGCAUUGGGCCCAGGGACAUUACUAAGAAUAUUAUGCAGAAAGUCUUUACAGAUGAUCUGGCUAAGGAGUUCAACUGGCAGGGGAGAGGAGAUAAAAGACCCUUCUCUAAGCUAAUUUUAGCAGAUGUAAUCAGAGAUGCUGCAUAUAGGCAAAAUGUAAUCAGGGUUAACUGUGAAAAUGAAAUUAAAAAAUAUCUGAGUUACAGAGCUGAUCGACUCAGAAAGAAACCAAGAGAACAAGGAGGUAUUGGCCUUGAGAUCCCAAAUGUGAUUGCUCCUACACCAGUGGACAAUGAUAUAGAGAUGGAAGAAUUUUGGAAACUCCUUGCUGACUAAGUUUUCAAUCAUCAAUCAUGGGUCAUAUAGACCUAUUACACAUGAAACGUCCAUUUUCGUCAAGGAAUACAUGUUAUUUUGGUCACACUUUAGGGUCCAAUUCUCCCCAUUAAGUAGGCUAACUAUUGACUUUUAUCUCAGUAAAUUCUUAAUACUACUAGUGCUGGGCGAUAUAACUAUAUCGUUACCACAAAAUAAAAUGUCUAUCAUUAGAGACUUUGCUAUAUUGUAUAUAUCGCUAUAUAUGCCUGAUCACAGAUACAUAAACAUGAGAAUCAGGUUAACUGUUGUAAUGAAUGAUCCAUAAUACAAACUGGAAAUACAGAAGAGACUGUUUAAUGCUAUUGAUAUAGGUGAAAUAUCAGUGUUCUUGGAACUAUAGUGACCAGUUGGUAACACUUUACAAUAGGGUCCCAUCUGGUAAUGUUCAUUAAUGUAGGCUAUUAACUAACAUUAGCAAUGAGCAAUACAUUUUUACAGUAGUUAUUAGGGGUGUAACGGUUCACGUAUUCAGGGCUUUCGGUUCGGUGCAAGUGUGUACCGAAUGCGUUAUAUUGCAACAUUAAGGUCUCCUAUUAAUCCUAUUAAGCUCUGCAUUUUGUUACUUUUGAUAAGAAACAAAGUGUCAUCCUUCAAAUUCUGUCCACGAAAACAUGAAAUUCAAACAGAAAGUGCCGUUUUGACACGCUUUCCCAGCAAGCAAUAGCUGUCAUUUCACCGUCUCGGUUAACUAUAGACCCGAUAUAGUCCGGCUAUGUGUAACCCACUUUUAGCCAAAAUAAUCUUUCAUUUGGUUACAUGUCGUUUUUGCCAAAAUAUUGCAUCAUGUAAGCAAAGUCAACAGUGAUUACAAGGUGUUUGGUUUCAUAUCUUUGACAUGUUAUAUUGCGUAGGCUGUGUGUAGCCAUGAUUUAGCUCGUAGUCAGACCGGCUAUUUGUAGCCCACCUAUAGUCAAUCCUGAUUUAUUGUAGUUUUUGGACAGGAAGAGCUUGAGAUGGUUGAUAUCUCAUCAUGUUCGCAAUGUCAAUGAUUUCUACAAGAUGUAAGUGGCAUUUCAUGACAUGGUCUAUAUGUAGUCACGAUUUAGCUCUGAAUUGGAUAGGCUAUGUGCAGUCUGUUUUUAGUCCACCUGGCGAAAUCGAGGCAAUCUAUAGUCUAGUUUUUAUGGCUUGGCUAUACCCAGCUAACACACGAGGUAACAGUUACGUAAUGUAUUCGUACUUUUUGUUAAUGUCAUGACUUACUUACUGACAACGUAACUACGACGUCGCAUGCCAGUAAUUUCAUUACCUUCAGAUUACCAUCUCACAACGUCGUCAGUAUGAUCUCCUAACGUUAUAAGAUUACCAAGAACGUUCCAGAUACGUCCUCUGUUCGUAAUAUAUUGGUAAUUCCAUGACUUACUAGUAACGUAACUACAACGUUGUAUGGAUGACUGCUUUUUAUAUAUAGUGACGUGACAUACAGCGCGCGCCUCCACAGUAUGUUGACAAGAGAGUAAAGUUCAUUUUUCUGAGAGAAGAAUUUAUUUUUCCGAGGUGACAACGAAUAAAUGGCUUUUAUAAAAAUGUAUAAAGUUAACUUUGGAAAGGCGUAAAACCUUUUUUUUAUUGUUUUGUUUACGUUAGUGCAGGUGGCCAUUAGAGUUGCCAUGGCAACCGGGAAAACAUUCAAGCCGCUGGAGAGGACAGCGUCGACAUUUCUCCGUGUUUCUCGUCAGUUUUAUAGCAAUAAAUUUCAACAACUGCGUCAGAUUGGUUAAGUAACAUUACCCACAGUCUACUUUAAGUACUUUUGUAAAUAUUUUUACCUCUGUGAUUAUAUGGUAUCUUUCCUUGAUCGUCUGAAAUAUAUGUUAGCAAAAUGUUACCCUAGCAUAGCAUAUGUUUUUAAUGAUACUGAGUAUAAAUGAAUUGAAUAAAAUAAAUAAAAUAAAUGAAUUGAA
Messenger RNA from Megalobrama amblycephala (Wuchang bream), 3166 nucleotides. RefSeq lists its product as uncharacterized. The record is from RefSeq and is a predicted model, not a curated record. Lineage: Eukaryota; Metazoa; Chordata; Actinopteri; Cypriniformes; Xenocyprididae. The transcript is spliced from 8 exons. The coding region runs from base 222 to 1220 and encodes 332 amino acids.